AAUGUUUUAUCUGACAAGCGCAAGCAUAAAAACGGCAAGGCUGUUGGGAGUGACUUUGAAGCGAUCUGUAGUAAGAGACAGCAACAGGACAACUUUCAAAGAUCCUCAAAACUCUAGAGAAGUCCUUGAAAUAAAUGUCUCCAAACAAGUUGAUUUCUUUUUUACAUUCUGCCAUGUGGAACAUUUCUAGAAACAUAACCUACCUUACUGAAGAAAAAGUGGAUGAAAUUCUCAGUGUAUGCAAUGAAACUGGAGACUUCUCACCACUGGUGCAUCUUAUUGGCCGGAUAUUCUCCAGUGCAGAAACACUAGUUAAGAGCUUUAGGAAACCUGAAAUGAAGAGAAAUUGCUUAAGCUCUUUACCAGAAAAUACUACAGAUAAUUUGGAAAAUUGUGCCGAAAUACAUGGAUGUAAUCAUUCAGCACCUUGCUGUUCUCAACAGAAACUUUGUGAUUGUCUUGGGCAAUCAUUUAAGCUUGAAGAAUUAACUGUUGAUGUCAAAUCUGUUCGGAGGGUCUACAAAAAACUACUGGUACAUAACCGGAUAGAAACUGCACUGAUUAAUGCUUUGAUGUAUCUAUCACCAGAUGUGGAAUGUGAAUUAAGUUAUCACAGUGCAUACACCAGAGAUUCAAACUACCUAAACCUGUUCAUAAUUGUCAUGGAAAAUCACAACCUACAUAGUCCUGAGUAUCUGGAAGGAGCCUUACAAAUGUUCUGUAAGGCAAUGUGCAAGCUUCCUUUGUCAGCACAAGCCAAGUUGAUCCAUCUGUGGUCAACAUACAGCUCCACUGAUAUCCGCAGAAUGAUUGAGGUCUUUCAGCAGCUUAUCACGUACAAAGUAAUAAGCAAUGAUUAUAGUUGUCGAAAUUUGGUAAAUGAAGAUGAUGUAGUAGUUGCAGCAGCCAAAUGUCUAAAAUUGGUAUACUUUGCAAAUUUGCUGGGUGGCAUUUUGACCAUAGAGAAUGACGAUGAGGAGUCGUCACAAGAAACCAGUGAGGGAAAUUUGCAUCAGAACCUUUUGAUCGAGGACACCCGUUACAAGAAGGGUCCCCGGGUGGACCCCUUGGAAAAAGAGCUUAAUUUUAGGGCCAUUGACUGCUGUCGACCAGUAAUACCUUAUGAUGAAUUUGUUAACGAGUCAUUAAACAAUGUUCUUGCAAUGGAUAAAGACUACAUAUUUUUUAAAGUAGACAGUGAGAAGAAGUUUUCUUUCUUGACCUGUCCAUUCCUCCUUACCCCAUAUACUAAAAGCCAAGGCCUCUAUUAUGACAACAGAAUUCGGAUGUUCAGUGAACGACGUAUAACUGUGCUGUACAACUUGGUACAAGGGCAGCAAGCUCAACCUUAUCUCCGACUGAAAGUAAGGCGCGAUCAUAUCAUUGAUGAUGCUCUUGUACGGUUGGAAAUGAUUGCCACAGAAAAUCCUUCAGAUUUGAAAAAGCAACUUUAUGUGGAGUUUGAGGGGGAACAAGGAGUGGAUGAAGGCGGAGUUUCCAAGGAGUUCUUUCAGCUGGUGGUCGAGGAGAUUUUUAAUCCAGAUAUAGGAAUGUUUGCUUAUGAUAGCCAAACGAAACUGUUUUGGUUCAACCCUACCUCCUUUGAGAAUGAUGGACAAUUCACACUAAUUGGGAUAGUACUGGGUCUGGCCAUCUACAAUCACUGCAUCCUUGAUGUCCAUUUCCCUAUGGUGGUUUACAGGAAGUUGAUGGGCAAGAAGGGAACUUUAGAAGAUCUUGCUGACUCACAUCCAAUACUAUAUCGAAGUUUGAAAGACGUUCUGGAAUAUGAAGGGAAUUUAGAGGAAGAUAUGAUGAUCACCUUUCAAGUAUCAUAUAGUGAUCUGUUUGGGGUGCCAAUUGUCCACAAUCUGAAAGAAAACAGUGAUGAGAUUCCAGUAACAAACCAAAAUAAAAAGGAGUUUGUUCAACUCUAUACCAACUACAUUUUGAACCAAUCAGUAGAAAAGCAAUUCCGAGCAUUCAAUCGAGGUUUCCAAAUGGUCACAAAUGAGUCUCCCUUAAAAUACCUUUUCAGACCAGAAGAAAUUGAGCAGCUAAUCUGCGGCAGCAGGAAUCUGGAUUUUCAUGCACUUGAAGAGGCCACAGAGUAUGAUGGAGGAUUCACAAAGGAAUCUAGGAUAGUGAGAGAUUUCUGGGGAAUAACUCACAGUCUCCCAGAAGAACAGAAGCGUCAGUUUCUGCAAUUCACCACAGGCUCUGACCGGGCUCCUGUCGGUGGCCUUGGCAAAAUUAAGUUGAUCAUUACCAAGAAUGGACCAGAUUCAGACAGGCUACCAACAACACAUACUUGCUUCAAUGUACUGCUGCUUCCAGACUAUUCCAGCAAGGACAAGCUCAAGGAAAGACUCCUUAAGGCAAUCACAUACUCAAAGGGCUUUGGCAUGCUGUAAUUAACUUGUGGCAAUGCGAGUAGCCUCAUAAACCAAACUCAAAUGAAGAUGCAAAAUCUCCAUCUAAAAUAUAGAUUAGUCAGUUUAUGUUGAGUUGGAAAGCCACAUUAUUAUAUUAAACAUUAUGGGCUGAAUUAAAUGCUGAGGACAGGCUUCUCACACCCCAGUGUAAAUGUUGGUAGCGAGCCGUUCUCUGCUUAGUUGGUCGCCUUGCCUUAAUUUUUCAGGCAACAACCCUUUAAUCAAUAUGAGCUGGGACAUCCGUCUAUCUUCAUGACAAGGUCCCUCCUCGUAAAGCUGGAGGCCAAUAGGAGGAGCAGUGGCCACUGCUAGUGCUGCAGGUAGGUCAAGGAGGUGGCAUUCAGCGAUGAACAUGAACAUACAUCCAUAUGUGUCUCUGGGAUCAGACCCCAGUGAGUGGAUUGAGGGCAUGUUGGGCAAAGCAGGGAAUGGGUGGACUUGGGGAGACAAGGCUGAGGUGGGGGUCUCUGGCAGGGCUGCAUGUUGAGCACCAGCCUCUCCCGCCACCUGUUAAAUCAGAACGAUAGUGGAACAAGACCCUUAAUUGGGCAGUGUUUGCCCACUUAAGGGCCUCAAUUGUGCCACAGGCGAGCACCUCACCUGAUGCUCAUAAAAUUAUGGUGGGGUGGGGGACGGCAAACAACUCUCGUGUGGUGGGCACACAGCCGAUGGCACAUGCCCUAAUUUAAGGGUCCACUCACUUGCUUUUCCUGCUGUGGGUGGUCUAUAAAAUUCAGCUCUGUUUUUCUCUUUUUUUUCCCAUGGAUUUAAAUUUUUCAUUUUAAAAUGGAGAUGCCCUUAAGCAUAGUACAGUUUGAUGUAAGCUAUGUGCUGAUGACACAAGCAAUGAACCUACCAAAAUCUGAAAACGCUUGUUCCAGUAUUUCCUAACUUAAAUAUUACUGGCCUUCAAUGCAGUUACUUAAUUGUUAAGUCAGAGAUGUAGGUUAAUUUUAUCAUUAUAUCCCAAAAUCAGUUUAUAAAAAGAGUGAAUGAUGUAAAUCUCUGCACAGAAGACUUUUGUCACCCUUCUUACACCUUCACUUCUUCCCUCUCCACCUUAAAAAGAAACAAAAGAAUAUGACAAGGUAAGGGUAUUUGGCCAUUUUAUGUAGGUGAGAAUUUUGGGGGAAAUGCUUCUUCCAGCUUAAUGAAGAAGUGGUGGUAAUGUGAUCAUUACUGAAGGUGUUCUUUUAAACCAAACUGCUGCCAGUCUUCCUGUACCUCAAGGUUUUUCCUACCUAAUUUCCUCAGAUAUAUUGAGGGAUGGCAGUUAUUUUCUUCUCUAUUUUUAUACUUGAUUUUUCUGCUAUUUCCUGAAGGAGAUAUGCAUUCACACAAGUAUCAAGCCACUUAACUAAGGAGGGCCUCUAGUGCAUGUAACUAAUCUUGUUUCAUAGUAAAUACAAUGGUGUGUUGUAUGAUAAGACAUAAAAAUAUUGUGACUUAAAAGAAAUUAUUUGGAUCUGUUGACCUUUGUCCACUAAUAAAAUGAGAAUCAUGUCUCUCAAUGCAAAGUUGUAUUUAAUGUACAAAUAAAAUGGAGAGCAGGAUGUAAAGUUAUUAUGUAGACACAGUACUCGAUUGGGAUAUGUUUAAAAUUGAGUAUUGAUCUGUAAUGUUUGAAUUAAAAUGGAGUAGUGUAGCAUCUGGCA
Messenger RNA from Carcharodon carcharias (great white shark), 4090 nucleotides. Its product is annotated as ubiquitin-protein ligase E3A-like. Gene Ontology annotation, biological process: protein polyubiquitination. The coding region runs from base 135 to 2414 and encodes 759 amino acids. Gene Ontology annotation, molecular function: ubiquitin protein ligase activity. The transcript is spliced from 10 exons. The record is from RefSeq and is a predicted model, not a curated record. Lineage: Eukaryota; Metazoa; Chordata; Chondrichthyes; Lamniformes; Lamnidae.